Pan troglodytes (chimpanzee) is the source of this 4146-nucleotide messenger RNA. It is a transcript of the gene ADA2, whose product is annotated as adenosine deaminase 2. The transcript has 10 exons. Gene Ontology annotation, molecular function: adenosine deaminase activity. NCBI's taxonomy places the organism in Eukaryota, Metazoa, Chordata, Mammalia, Primates, Hominidae. The record is from RefSeq and is a predicted model, not a curated record. Bases 422 to 1957 code for a protein of 511 amino acids. Gene Ontology annotation, biological process: adenosine catabolic process; inosine biosynthetic process.
AUUUUCAGGUUCUGAACACAAGCCCAGUUUCUGCUUCUGAUGAUCAUUUUCAAUAGAGCAUAAAAAACAGAGCCAUGUUCCACGUUUUUACGGCCUCUGCACUUGGCAAAAUAUUCUUCCCGAAUGGCCUCACGUGUGCUCCCUAUCGUCACGCCUUUUCAGCUAGGCAACGCUCAGAGUCACACCUGAGUGGAGGCCGACGCCCCUUUGGAGGCGACUUCAGCCAUAAAAAGUCCUGCUUGGAGCUGGUUUUAGCCACAGAGGGCCAAUAAAUGGCCCCUUCUGAAUGAGGUGCCCCUGCACCUCUGCAGAGCCUGCUGCCAGCCUCCGGGAUCUAACUGGGCUCUGAUUCACUGCUCCCAACCCCACAUCCAGUCCCGUGGAGUCUCCAUCUGAGCCCUUUCCUCGUCCAGGCAUCCCGAUGUUGGUGGAUGGCCCAUCUGAGCGGCCAGCCCUGUGCUUCUUGCUGUUGGCUGUGGCAAUGUCUUUCUUCGGCUCAGCUCUAUCCAUAGAUGAAACACGGGCGCAUCUGUUGUUGAAAGAAAAGAUGAUGCGGCUGGGGGGGCGGCUGGUGCUGAACACCAAGGAGGAGCUGGCCAAUGAGAGGCUCAUGACGCUCAAAAUCGCUGAGAUGAAGGAGGCCAUGAGGACCCUGAUAUUCCCACCCAGCAUGCACUUUUUCCAGGCCAAGCAUCUCAUUGAGAGAAGUCAAGUGUUUAAUAUUCUAAGGAUGAUGCCAAAAGGGGCUGCCUUGCACCUCCAUGACAUUGGCAUCGUGACUAUGGACUGGCUGGUGAGGAAUGUCACCUACAGGCCUCACUGCCACAUCUGUUUCACCCCAAGGGGGAUCAUGCAGUUCAGAUUUGCUCACCCAACUCCCCGUACAUCAGAAAAAUGUUCCAAGUGGAUUCUGCUGGAGGAUUAUCGGAAGCGGGUGCAGAACGUCACUGAGUUUGAUGACAGCUUGCUGAGGAAUUUCACUCUGGUGACCCAGCACCCGGAGGUGAUUUACACAAACCAAAAUGUUGUCUGGUCGAAAUUUGAAACCAUCUUCUUCACCAUCUCUGGUCUCAUCCAUUACGCACCAGUGUUCAGAGACUAUGUCUUCCGGAGCAUGCAGGAGUUCUAUGAGGACAACGUGCUUUACAUGGAGAUCAGAGCCAGGCUGCUGCCGGUGUAUGAGCUCAGUGGAGAGCACCAUGACGAAGAGUGGUCAGUGAAGACUUACCAGGAAGUAGCUCAGAAGUUUGUGGAAACUCACCCUGAGUUCAUUGGAAUCAAAAUCAUUUAUUCGGAUCACAGAUCCAAAGAUGUGGCUGUCAUCGCAGAAUCCAUCCGAACGGCCAUGGGGCUCCGAACCAAGUUCCCCACGGUGGUGGCAGGGUUUGACCUGGUGGGGCAUGAGGACACUGGCCACUCCUUGCAUGACUACAAGGAAGCUCUGAUGAUCCCCGCCAAGGUUGGCGUUAAGCUGCCUUACUUCUUCCACGCCGGAGAAACAGACUGGCAGGGUACUUCCAUAGACAGGAACAUUCUGGAUGCUCUAAUGCUGAACACUUCCAGAAUCGGCCAUGGAUUUGCUUUGAGCAAACACCCCGCAGUCAGGACUUACUCCUGGAAAAAGGACAUCCCCAUAGAAGUCUGUCCCAUCUCUAACCAGGUGCUGAAACUGGUGUCUGACUUGAGGAACCACCCUGUAGCCACUCUGAUGGCCACUGGGCACCCCAUGGUGAUCAGCUCUGAUGACCCAGCUAUGUUUGGUGCCAAAGGCUUGUCCUACGAUUUCUAUGAGGUCUUCAUGGGCAUUGGGGGGAUGAAGGCUGACCUGAGGACCCUCAAACAGCUGGCUAUGAACUCUAUCAAGUACAGUACCCUGUUGGAGAGUGAGAAAAAUACUUUCAUGGAAAUCUGGAAGAAGAGAUGGGAUAAGUUCAUAGCAGAUGUGGCUACAAAGUGAGGAGAAGCUAGCCAGCCCUCUACAAGCUGUCUUCUUGCACACGGUGUCACUUCCCCUCACUCGUUCUUGAAUCAGCUCCAUGUGCCCAUGAAAUCAAUGGCCUCUGUAUGGAGCGACCCUGUAAGAAGCACUUGGCUGGCUGAGCAAAUUCAUCCUCUGGAAAUAUUCUCUCUCAGCCACAGUGACAUUGACCCUCUUGGUUUUCUCCUCUCUCUGGCCAUUUCUUCCAGUUUCCCUAUUUCAGAGUCUUCUCCUGUCUCUGAUCUCUGUGCUGUUUCCUCAGGACUCAGUCCUGGGCUCUCUUCUAUUCUGGUCUCUUUAUUUUUUUAUUUUUGUAUUUUUUCGAGAUGGAGUUUUGCUCUUGUUGCCCAGGCUGGAGUACAAUGGUGCGAUCUCAGCUCAGUGCAACCUCCGCCACCCGGGUUCAGGCAAUUCUCUUGCAUCAGCCUCCCGAGUAGUUGGAAUUAUAGGCAUGUGCCACCACACCCAGCUGAUUUUUGCAUUUUUAGUAGAGACAGGUUUUCACCAUGUUGGCGAGGCUGGUAUCCAACUCUUGACCUCAGGUGAUCCACUCACCCCUUGGCUCCCAAAGUGCUGGAAUUACAGGCGUUAGCCACCAUGCCUGGCCUAUUCUGGUCUCUUUAACUCUCCUUUAUUUCUCUUCUCUCUCUGUACACUUUUCCUGGGUGGUCUCAUCCAUUCCUUUGCUUUUUCAUACCAUUUAUUUGUUAAUGAUUCCCACAUUUAUUUAUGCACUUGGAGAGCUCACAGGAAUCUCAGAAACUGAUGAGGUACAAUUCUGAACCUUCAGUCUCUUCCCUUUAAACCUUUCUUUUUCUCUACUUUAAUUUUUCUAAAGAGUGUCUUGCUAUGUUGCCCAGGCUGGUCUCCAACUCCUGGCCUCAAGUGAUCCUCCUGCCGCAGUCUCCCGAAGUGCUGGGAUUACUGACAUGAGCCACCACACUCAGCCCUUUAAACCUUUCCCUGGCCUUUCCCAUAGCUGGUGAAGGACACCUACAUCCAUUCCACCCAGUUGCUCAAAGCAGAAAUUUUCAGUGCAAGUCUUGAUGCUGCGCCGUCCCCCACUCCCUACAUCAGAACGCAUCCCUCAUCUGGACUCCAGCGGUGGCUUCUUGAUGCUGCGCGGUCCCCCACUCCCUACAUCAGAAUGCAUCCCGCAUCCAGACUCCAGCGGUGGCGCUCUACCUGCACGCUGUUGUCAAGUCCAAGCUACCAUACUCCUGCCUGAGCUAUGAAAACAGCCUCCUCACUGAUCUCCCCUUUCUUCCCUUUGCCUCCUCCAGCUCAUUUUUCACAGUGUAGAAUGACAUUUUGUUUGUUUGUUUUGUUUUGUUUUGUUUGAGAUGGAGUCUCGCUCUGUUGCCCAGGGUGGAGUGCAGCGGUGCGAUCUCAGCUCACUGCAACCUCCACCUCCCGGGUUCAAGCGGAUUCUCGUGCCUCAGCCUCCUGAGUAGCUGGGAUUACAGGCAUGCACCACCAUGCCCGGAUAAUUUUUGUAUUUUUAGUAGAGAUGGGGUUUCACUAUGUUGGCCAGGCUGGUCUCGAACACCUGACCUCGUGGUCCACCCGCCUCGGCCUCCCAAAGCACUGGGAUUACAGGCGUGAGCCACCCGGCCUGGCCUAGAAUGACUUUUAAAAGAUCAAAUUAAAUCAGGUCACUCCUUUGCUUACAACACAGUGCGUUUAGAGGUACACCCCAUGUCUCCACAGGGCAUACAGCAUCUGAUUUAAUCUGGAUCCAUUCCGGUGCCUUCCUCUCCCAGUCACCUAGAGGGCCCCAACCCCGGCGGCCCUUUCUUCCUCAAAUGUCCUCGGCUCUAUACCGUGCCUGGCUCUUUUCUCUUUCUCUCUGCCUGGAACAUUCCUUCUUUCCCCUUUUGUCUUGCCCACUCCUGUUUACCCUUCAAGUUUCAAGUUCAUGUCACUGUCUCAGAGAGGUUUUCCUGUGCUCGCCCUGUUUCUCUCAGGGAGCCUUGCUCUUUUCCAUCAUGCCUCUAAUCACAGUUUAUAAUCGGAUAUUUAUUUCUGUGUCUACAGUCUUGCCCUGCCAGACUGUAAGCCCCAUGUGGGCAGGCGCUCAUGAUUGUUUCUGAUUGUUCCACGCAUGCUGCUAACCCAGAGCCUGGGCCCAAAGCUAGUUAGUACUCAAUAAACAAUGCAUUGAAUGA